Messenger RNA from Rotaria sp. Silwood1, 591 nucleotides. The record is from the annotation of a GenBank genome assembly. Lineage: Eukaryota; Metazoa; Rotifera; Eurotatoria; Philodinida; Philodinidae.
AUGAAUAAAACAGGUAUAUCGACAUCAGCUGGCAUCAACGACUUUCGCGGUCCUACGGGUGUUUGGACAGCUCAAGCAAGAGGUUUUGCACCACCACCACAAACUGUUCGCCAUCCAGAACCAACAUUGACACAUAUGGCGUUCGUCGAACUAAUGAGAAACAAUUAUCUUAAAUUUUUAGUUUCUCAGAAUUGUGACGGUCUUCAUCUUAAAAGUGUAAUACCAACGAACAAAAUUGCUGAACUACACGGAAAUUCCAAUGGUGAAGCUUGUGCAAAGUGUGGAAAAGUCUACUACAGACAAGGACAUGUCCACAACUAUGAACAUAAAACUUGGCUAACGGGAAACCUAUGUACAACGCCGAAUUGUAAUGGGCGUCUACGUUGUACAACUGUUGCAUUUACUCAAUCGAUGCCUGACGUUCGUUUGAAUAGAGCAAUUGAAGAAUCACAACUGUGUGAUUUAAGUCUGUGUAUGGGAACGUCGAUGCGAGUUGCACCUGCAUGUAAACUCCCAGCUAUGAAUGUAGAUUCUGGACAAAAAAGAUGGUCAUUGUUAGUAAGUGUAUUUUUCGUUAGGACGUUUUCAUGA